CGGGAAGAGCCGGCCCCGCCAGCCAAUGGGAGCGGGUGCAACACAGAAGGCCCGCUCGUCGUUCAGUGCGGCGACGCCGUCUGCCUCCUUACUCACCUCCUUUUCCGCCCAACCCCACCAUGUCGCUCGCUACACUCAGGGGAUCUGUCGCCAGCGCAGGUCGUCGUGCUGCGUACAGACCAGCAGUCGGGGUAUAUGCCUCUGCAUCUCGCAAUGUACACUCGUCAGCACCUGUCGCAUCACCGCCAGAAGUCUCUACCCAUUCAACAAACCCUGAGGAGCCCGUCACCCACAUUGCCAUGCGAGGUUCCAACCAAUUGAGUUUGGAGACCCCGCAGAAUAAGGCUGAAUAUGUGUUGUCGACGCUGGACAAGGUCGUGAACUGGGCACGGCAAGGCUCGAUGUGGCCGAUGACCUUCGGUCUUGCCUGCUGUGCCGUAGAGAUGAUGCACAUGGCUGCCGCUCGGUACGACCAGGAUCGGUUGGGUGUUGUCUUCCGGGCUUCCCCACGACAGUCCGACAUCAUGAUUGUCGCUGGUACCCUUACAAACAAGAUGGCACCCGCUCUCCGUAAGGUCUAUGAUCAGAUGCCUGAACCCCGCUGGGUAAUCUCCAUGGGCUCGUGUGCCAACGGCGGAGGCUACUACCACUACUCCUAUUCUGUCGUGCGUGGGUGCGAUAGAAUCGUCCCGGUCGAUAUCUACGUGCCUGGUUGCCCGCCUACCGCGGAAGCGCUUCUAUAUGGCAUGCUGCAGCUGCAGCGGAAGAUGCGUCGGAACAGGAAGAGUGUUCUCUGGUACCGGAAGUAGAACGCCGAGAGCUCUGACUGGAUUGGCAAUAGUGGAUGUGGAUAAUGUAGAGCUUGUCGUAGUGUACAAUGAGCAUCUAUGAUAGCAGCUGGGCAUCGACUAUUGGCAUCGCCUGUGUGACUGAUUUUUUGGGGAAUGUAGUCCUCGGAAUCGACCCUCGAAGGGGAAC
Messenger RNA from Fomitopsis serialis, 978 nucleotides. RefSeq names its product NADH-ubiquinone oxidoreductase 20 kDa subunit. The transcript is spliced from 8 exons. Bases 120 to 809 code for a protein of 229 amino acids. Gene Ontology annotation, molecular function: 4 iron, 4 sulfur cluster binding; quinone binding; NADH dehydrogenase (ubiquinone) activity. Gene Ontology annotation, biological process: mitochondrial respiratory chain complex I assembly; electron transport coupled proton transport; aerobic respiration. Lineage: Eukaryota; Fungi; Basidiomycota; Agaricomycetes; Polyporales; Fomitopsidaceae. The record is from RefSeq and is a predicted model, not a curated record.